GAAAAUUUUCGUUAUAUAAAAUCGAAUGGAAGAAAGUCUUCUACUUUUCAAAACUAUUAUAAAUUACGAAUGCUUUCAAUCAUUGUCAAUUAUAUUGUUCUUGAAUAAAAAGGAUAUUUUGGAAGAGAAGAUACAAUAUUCACAUUUGGUUGAUUACUUCCCGAAAUUUACAGGUCCAAAAAACGACGCAAUAGCUGCACGUAAUUUCAUACUAAAAAUGUAUCAAGAAUUGAAUCUAAAUUCAGGACGACCAAUUUAUUCACAUUUUACUUGUGCUACAGAUACAGAGAAUAUUCGUGUUGUUUUCGUAGCUGUAAAGGAUACUAUAUUACAAACAAAUUUAAAAGAAUUCAAUCUUGUUUGAGUUUUACGCGCCAGAAUAGUGGAUGUUGUCAUAUAACUAGAAUUCAAUGUGUACUAUGGGAUUCUUGAUCAUUUG
Molecule: messenger RNA, 439 nt
Organism: Schistosoma curassoni
Lineage: Eukaryota; Metazoa; Platyhelminthes; Trematoda; Strigeidida; Schistosomatidae
Source: the annotation of a GenBank genome assembly